Molecule: messenger RNA, 6916 nt
Organism: Rhineura floridana
Lineage: Eukaryota; Metazoa; Chordata; Lepidosauria; Squamata; Rhineuridae
Product: H-2 class II histocompatibility antigen, E-S beta chain-like
Exons: 6
Coding region: 32-850 (272 amino acids)
Biological process (GO): peptide antigen assembly with MHC class II protein complex; antigen processing and presentation of exogenous peptide antigen via MHC class II; immunoglobulin production involved in immunoglobulin-mediated immune response
Cellular component (GO): membrane; MHC class II protein complex
Molecular function (GO): MHC class II protein complex binding
Source: RefSeq, a predicted model, not a curated record
GAGAAAGUCCCACUGCGGAGUCGGCUGCGAGAUGAUGGGGGGCUCCUGCGGAUUGGACUUGGGGGUCCUCCUUGGGGCGGCAGUGCUGGCGGUGCUGGUCUCCCCUCCGGAGGUGCUGGGCGUGGAGGAGCCGCCAGAGCAUUUCCUCUUCCAGAACAAGGGCGAGUGCCACUUCUCCGCCUCCUCCGCCAACGGGACGCUGCAGCGCAUCCGCUACCUGGACCGCUACUUCUGGGGCCGGCAGGAGCUCUUUUACUUCGACAGCGACCGAGGGAGGGUCGUGGCCGUGGCUGAGCUGGGCGAGCCCGAAUUCGAAGCCUGGAACAAGGACAAGGAUGUCCUGCGCACCGAGAUGGCCAACGUGGAGGUCUUCUGCCGGCACAACUACGCGAUCCACGCGCCCUUCGCCCACGCCCGCCGCGUCCAGCCCAAGGUGAAGAUCACACCCACAGAGGAUGACUCCUCAUCGCACAACACUUUGCUGAUUUGCACCGUGGCCGGCUUUUUCCCUCCAAAGAUCGAGAUCAAGUGGUUCAGGAACGGGAAGGAGGAGACCAGAGUGUGGACCACAGACGUCACCCGGAACGGGGACUGGACAUUCCAGAUCCAGGUGAUGCUGGAGGCGCAGCCAGAACGCGGAGACGUCUAUGCCUGUCAGGUGGACCACACCAGCUUCGAGGGCCGCGUCACCGUGCAGUGGGAGCCACAGUCGGACUCCACCAAGAGCAAGAUGUGGACGGGGAUUGUGGGGAUUGUGCUGGGGCUGGUCUUUGUGGCAACCGGACUCACCCUCUACCUGAAGAACAAGAAAGGGCGAUCCAUCCCUCAGCCUGCAACGCUCAUCAGUUAGACUUCGCUGCUCCGUGGGGAUCCCCCGAUGUGGAGGAGCACUUUUCUGUCCCCUCCCUCGGCGAGUGUCUGCCUGUCCUUGCUCUGAAGAUGCAGACUUUUGGAGGUGACAGAGGGGCUGGAGAAGACCCUUCGCAGAGACAAAGCCACUCCCUCCAGAGCCCCACAUGUCUUCCGCCUUUCAUGUCUCCUUUAGGGGGGGAGAAGGGAAAGGGGGGUCCUAUUUGGUGUUUUCUUCCAGCUCUGUAAGCCUGGCUGAUCUUUCUGGCACAUGUCUUCUAGAUCUAGAGUCUUGUGCACUCCCUGCUGGGGGUGGGGCCUGAACUGCCCCUUAAAACAACAAAGGAUCUACUGAUCCCAUAAGGACUUUUAGUCUUUAAAGCAGGGAAGGGGAAUUUCAGGCCUGGGGGAGAGGUCAAAUGCGGCCAUCCAGACCUCUCUGUCUGGCCCUUGAAGCUCUCCUUUAGCCACCAUUCCCCCCCACGCCACACCCCUCACUAGCCUCAUUUUGCCCCUCCCUGAGAGCUUCUGCCUGGCUGGAGCCCCCCUACCCCCUGAUAAUGGCUAUACUUUCUUUGGAGGGGGAGGGGGAGGGGCAUGUCUGAGAGAGUGCAUAAACCAUCCUCCUAUUCAAAGGUUAAAUUUGCAUUCUGUGCUCCACCCACUUUUGCCUCUGGCCAUGCCCACCUCUAGUAUCUGGCCCCUGGAAGGUUACCCAGAAGGGAAGCGGCCCUUGAGUUGCAAAAAGUUCACUUUCAAGGGCUGCAAAAGUCUUGGCUGCUCUUGUGGACUGAUACGGCUGCCACCAGCUCUCCGGGUUACAAGGAGAUUGCCUCACGAUCAGCCUAGUUCGAUGUUGCCUUUACUAUAAUGUCUGCACUGACCAGCAGCAUCUGAGGAGGGCCAGGGGACGCUUGUGGGUCAGCCCUCUUUCUGCCUGGCCGCCUCCUUCUCCUUCGGAUCCGGAGUCAAUGUCUGGCCACCCACUCCUGGACAAAUGCUGCAAGUCUGAAGCUCCCACUUUCUAGAUUGUUGUGGGGGAAGGACUCUGCAUUCCUCCCCCAGACCCUGAGGAUGAGCCCCCCCAGGCAGAGAUGUUAGUUCUCCAUCGUCCUAGGAGCAUCUUUGCUCAGGCUGGCAAAAGCGCGAUCCACUUGGGGAGAUGGGAGGGCUUUGCUCUGCCCUCUUUUUAAGACCCAGAGAGGGUACUCUAGAAGGGCUUGCGGAGGGGGCAGCGUGAAGGGUUAUUUUUCUGUUUCUUUUUGUGAAUGUUUCUGUUUGACAGAUGAAAAACUGGAAAUGGACUGCCUUCAAGUGAUCCCGACUUAUGGGGAUCCCCUGAAUAGGGUUUUCAUGGCAAGCGGUGUUCAGAGGGGAUUUACCAUUGCUUCCUCUGAGGCUGAGAGGCAGUGACUGGCCCAAGGUCGCCCAGUGAGCUUCAUGGCUGUGUGGGGAUUCGAACCCUGGUCUCCCAGGUCCUAGUCCAACACUCUAACCAGCACACCACACUGGCCCUCUCACCUCUCUUUAAACAGAAUAUAUUUUCAAUUUGCAUGAGGGGGGAAUUAUCCUGCCAUUUCUCCCCCACACCCCAUGUAUAAAACUUUAAAGUUUAAAGCAGUGGUUCUCAAACCUGUUUUGUUCGCAGUGUGCUGUAAAACAUAUAAAAAAUUUCUGGCACACUUUGUGUACAAAAUUACAUACUUUCAUAAUAUCUGCGGCACACCUAGUCACCUCUUGCGGCACACCAUGUGGUGUAGUGGUUAGAGCGUUGGACUAUGACCUGGGAGACCAGAGUUCGUGUUGGAAGUGGGGCAAGAGCAUCUCCUGUUUUCUUCUUUUGUUUAAGCUCCAGAAGGGAGAUAGAGCGAGGGUCCUUCAGAUGGAGAGGCUUGUUUACCUUUACCUGCGAUGCUCUGACUGACUUCCUUCGCUUGUUAGACUGAUACGUCUGAAGGGAAUCUGACCUGCCCCUCCUCCUUCUGCCCUUUCCUCUCUUCUCUUUCCCAACUGAUACCUGCAAGACCGUCUUACCCCUGAUAUACCCAGCCGAUCACUGCGCUCUGCAGGUGGGGGCCUCCUGCAGAUACCAUCUUAUCAGCAGGUCCGCUCUGCACAAUAUAGGAAACGGACCUUUAGUGUGGCAGCACCUACCCUGUGGAAUUCCCUCCUCUUAAAUAUUAGACAGGCGCCAUCUCUGUUAUCUUUUUGGCGCCUUUUGAAGACCUUCUUUCAACAAGCCUUUGAAGUUGAGACCUUAUCCCAGUCUGCGUCUGUGUUGGAACUGCUUUUUAAUAUGUUUUUAAACCUUUUUUUUGGUAAUGUUCUUAACCUUUUUAUAAAAAAACAUUUUUUAAAAAAACCUUUCAAAACUUUUUUAGAGAUGUUUUGUUUUAAUUUUACAUUAUUUUAAAUUCUGUUUUUACGAUGUUUUCAAGUGUUUUUAGUGCUUUUGUUUGUCCUCAUGGGCUCUGGCUGGGAGGAAGGGCAGGAUAUAAAUCAAAUAAAUAAACAAAAGCCUGGGUAGAAAGGUUUUUGCCUGCUGCCCAAAAAUAGAUCAUGAUGGUGCCAGGUGUACCUUCCUUGGGAGAGCAUCCCACGAGCAGGGAGCCACCACUGGAAACUCCAUGGGGCAGUGGAGGCUGACUUACAGCAAGAAGAUUAAAACCAAUCACAAAGAACAAACCCAUUAAAACAACAAACACAACACUAUCCAAAAACAGAUCAAUACAAAUCAAGGCAGGUCUUCCCAGACCUGCUGCAUUAAAAGAGACCACCCAUACCUGAAGCCCUUCAAAUCAAGGGCCAAAAGCCAGGGUAAAAAGGAGAUUUCUGCCAGGUGCCCAGAGAGCUAUUGCUAGUCGGGCGGUAUAUAAGUUUAAGAAAUUAAAUAAAUAAAUAAAUAAAUGAUGGCGCCUGGUGUAGCUUCCCGGGGAGAGCAUUCCACCCAAAAUUGCUCCCAACUCCACAGUCCUGGAAAGGGCUGUAAAUGUCUUUUUAAAUUGGAAGCUCUCGUAGGAGCAUUUUUAUCGCUGCCUGAAUAUGCGCUGAUCUCGGCAUCACAGCAUCUCUCUUCAUCUGGGUCCUGUGUCAUACACUGACACACAAAAUAUUUUCCAUCCUGAGUUAUGGUGAAAUGCUCAACUACAGCUGACAUCAUGGGAAGCUCCUAUGACAUUUUGAAUUGACAUUUUAAAAAAUUUGUCAAUCAAAAUUUAUUUUGAAGCCAGAUUCGGAGUCGGUACAUUUCUACUGACUCCAACUCCACCCAAAACUGCUUCCGACUCCCAGAGGCGCCCCUAGGCACCAGGAAGCGGGGAAGUUGCCCCGGGCCCCGCGCUUUGCCCCCCCCCCCAUAUUCUGAACUUGGCGAUCUGCGCCCCCACUCCCCACCUCAAAGAAACAAACAAACACAAAGGCAAGCAUGGCGGAACUGCCUGAAGAAAUCUACACCUCCCAUCAGCUCCCGAGGAGGCCCUCUCUCUGGCGUCAUGCAGCAUCCCCUCUUCUGCAGUCACUGCACGGGGAUUUCCCCUGCUCUCUCUUCGCUGGUGACACGCAGCAACCCCGCAGCCAAUGGGCGUGGAGGGGGCCCCCUGCAGCAGAGCGCAGCAGAAAGACGCCCUCGGAUCCUUCCUGCAGGAAGGGCGGGCAGGCAGGGAGGCAUGGCCCUAAACAGCAGGGGGAACCCAUUUGAGAAUGACGCAGGGAAUCCCUUCCAGGUGCCUCCUUCCCACUCCGUGUGACGCUCGUUCGGGGUAAAAUAGGCACUUACCUCGGUGUUUGAUGCAUACCGAGGUAACAUGGGUCAUUCUUAGUUUGGACAUUAAACUCUGCUUCCUGCAACCCGUCUCCUGCCCGUCUUUUUACGAUGCCUGUGCCUGCCCUCGCUUCUUAGUUCACCUCGGUUUUAAGCAGAGAGGUUCAGCCUCCACUUCCCCGGUAAGUCAGGGGUGGAGUACAGUAACUCGGGAUCCUCCUUCCUACCUUUGGCUCGUCAGCUGUUGGUUGUCCUUCCCCCUGUUGCUGGGAUUGCUGGGUGCUGUUCGCUCUCCACCCACUUUUAAGAAAUCAAUCAGGGCCUUAAGGGGGAAGCUCAGGGGCAGAGCAAUCUGCCUUGCACGCCGAAGGUUCCAGGUUCAGUUCCCGGCAUCACCAGACUUGGCAGGAGGAGACUGCCUGUCUGAAACACUUUAUUCCGAUAAUCUUUUGCAAACUGCUCUGAGAGCCUUUGGGGCUAUAAAGCAGGACAGAAGAAUUAUACCUAAGUGCCCUUGAGAAGUGAAAAGGGGCAGGCAGCGAUACCACAUCGGGCAGCCUACAAGCCAGGCAAAGGACUUCCCUCCCAUUCCAGUCUUUUCCACAGCAUCUGGGUCUGACAACAUAGGAUGAAGGAACGGGAAAGGGGAAAAAAUCUUCUAAAUAAAUCGUAUUCACAUGCCCUUUUCUUGCCUAAUUUAAUUUAAUUUAAUUAAGUUGUCCGUCCUGGCCACACAUGCCCAAAUCCUAUUUCCUCCCAAAGUGCUGCACCCUCAUCCCCCUUCCUAUAUUUUAUUGUAAGUAAGCCAAAGCAACUGUCAAUGAAAUAAUCGCAUAUUCUUCCCAUGCCUCCAUCCUCCCUCUCUCCGUUGUCCCCCUGGGUCUGUCUUAGAUUGUCAGUCUCCCCUUGAGGUUUGGACCUGUUAUCUCUGUUCUUUGUACAUGCGUAUAUAUUUCAUUGACUCCACUUCUGUCCACGUGGUGAGGAGUGGUACUUCCGUUGCCCACCCAUGAGGGCCCCCGAUCUCUUCUGUGUGGAAAAUACAGGCAUGGAGUACUUCUACAUGUCCACCACAAGCAAGACUGUUUUGCUUUGGGGAAGGUGAACAGAGCUUUUGGACCUUUAACAGCUGCAGUGACAGGCAGCCAUUCAAUGGGUGAAGAUUUUGUGCAAUUUCUAUGCUGGGUGAAAGCUUGACCUGUUGAAUAUAUAUAAAUAUAUAGAGAGAGAGAAAGAAUGGGGGGCAACUAUGCUUUUGCCCUGGGCCCCACACAUGCUAAGGCCAGGCCUGCCGACUCCGACUCCACAACUCGGACUCCACAUCCCUGCUCCGCACUUCCCUCAGAAGUGGCACACGGAGAAGGGCCUCCGAUGAAGAACAGAGUCCAGGUUGGUUCAUGUGGGGCGGGGCAGUCCUUGAGGUAUUGGGGUCCUGUACCAAACAAGGCUUAAUAGGUCAAAACCAGCUCUUUAAACUGAGCCUGGAAACUAAUUCGUAGCCAGAGCGAAGGUCCUCGUCCUCUCUUUGUGGGGCUGCACCUUACGUUGGGUCCAGCAGCCGUGGCUUGUGCAAAAGGCCACGCUUUGCCUGCUGGCUGGAGGCACCAGGCUGUCAUGAGGUUAAUCCUGGGAAGUGUAUUUUGUGAAGGGUGCUGAGAGGAGACUCCUAUGCCCCUGACAGAGCUGCAGUGGCCACAGUGGUUUAACAGUCAGGUGCUUUGAUUGAAGCUCUAUGAGGGGAACAGAGGCUCUCCUAGCAACUCUCAGUCAUUAACUACACCUCCCAGGAGAUGCCAUGAGUCAGUAUAUACCAUAUGCCCGUCCUGAUCUAAAAUGCAGUCUAGGGUUUAUUCACCUAGACAAGACUUGGGCUCUUCCCACCCCCUCAGUACUUGGCUUUUAUUUCACUUUCUAAGCAAUGGGCCAAGAUAAGGGAAGCUGGGAUAAAGCCAGCCAUAGCUGGGUGAAGCUCCUGAGGGUGUGUUCAGCUGACAUGUAGCAAAGACUGUUGGGAAGGUGUUUCCUCUAGACGGUGGCCGAGUGACCGCAUGCAGCGAGCACAACCAAUCUACACUUGCUACCCCACCAGGGAGACAAGAUUCAACUAACACUUCUCUGAGGCUUGCCUGGAGUAGCCCACAGCAAGCAAAGAUGAUACUCCCACAUAACACGGAGGGCUAUAAAAAGGCAAGAAAUCCAAGGCAUUUCACCAGUGCUUUUUAGCCUGGUCGAAGAUACUGCUGUUGAAGGUCUGAGUUUCAUCUCACAUAUUGGGUGAGCCAAUUCAGUUUUUUCUGGAUAUAAAAA